Messenger RNA from Pieris macdunnoughi, 213 nucleotides. NCBI's taxonomy places the organism in Eukaryota, Metazoa, Arthropoda, Insecta, Lepidoptera, Pieridae. The record is from the annotation of a GenBank genome assembly.
AUGGCGUUGCGCUGCGUACUUGCGGUGCUGGCUAUCGCCGGGAUCACUCUCGCUGAUCCAGAGACUGUCACCAAACUUAAAGUUGAAGUAGUCAGUACUCCCGAAGGCUGCACAGAAAAAUCUAAGAAUGGUGACAUGCUUACUAUGCACUACACAGGCACCCUAGACGACGGCCACAAGUUCGAUUCGAGUUUAGAGUCGUUAUUGGCGUAA